AUGCUUUAAUCUUUAUACACUAGAGAUGUUCGAUUAGAAAAAAUGAAAAAAGAAAAAAAAGAUUACAAUGUUUAGGGAUAUUAUUCAGCUAGAUGCUAAUCGAUUGCUUUGAUCAAUGCUUCUAGGAGAACUUAUGGUGCAUAGGACCACUUUCUCCGCAAAGCAAGAACUCCAAUGACAAGCAUCAGUGCCUCAAGUGGCUUGAUUCAAAGAAGCAAAGCUCUGUCUUGUAUGUUUGCUUUGGCAGCCUGUCAUAUUAUAACUAAGCAACUUAUAGAGCUUGCUUUGGGAUUAGAAGCAUCAAUGCGUUCUUAUAUUUGGGUUGUAAAGGAAGGAGAUUAUACAGCAGAAUUAGAUAAAUGGCUAGUCGAAGAGCAGUUUGAAGAAACAGUUAAAGAUAUAGGUCUUGUUGUUAGAGGAUGGGCGCCACAAGUGCCAAUAUUAUCUCAUCCAGCAAUUGGAGGAUUCUUGACCCAUUGCGGUUGGAAUUCAACACUUGAAGGGAUUUCUUCAGGUUUGCCAAUGAUAACUUGGCCUAUGUUUGCUGAGCAAUUGUUUAAUGAGAAGUUAAUAGUACAAGUUUUGAAGAUUGGUGUUAGGAUUGGAGUUGAGAUACCUAUGAAAUGGGGAGAGGAAGAAAAGCUUGGAGUGAUGGUGAACAAGGAUGAGAUAAAGAAGGCUAUAGAUCAGUUGAUGGAUGAAGGAAGUGAAGGCGAAGAUAGAAGAAGAAGAGCUAAAGAGCUUGGAGAAAUGGCCAAGAAAACAGUUGAAGAAGGUGGUUCCUCUUACUUGAAUAUGACAUUGAUUAUCCAACAUGUUAUAGAAGAGGUCACUAAUGGCAAUCAAUCAAAUUAUACUAUAUAGGAUGUGUAGAGGUUAGCUUUCAUUAGCUUCUUGAUUUAUGUAGUGCAAUAACUAAUUAAUAG
Messenger RNA from Ricinus communis (castor bean), 926 nucleotides. Its product is annotated as UDP-glycosyltransferase 73C4-like. Gene Ontology annotation, molecular function: UDP-glycosyltransferase activity. The record is from RefSeq and is a predicted model, not a curated record. Bases 175 to 864 code for a protein of 229 amino acids. NCBI's taxonomy places the organism in Eukaryota, Viridiplantae, Streptophyta, Magnoliopsida, Malpighiales, Euphorbiaceae. The transcript has a single exon.